CAGUUUUCAGUUUGAGUUUGUCUUUCGGGCCGUUAACAGCUCUUUCUUAGGAGCUCGGAGCGCAAAGUGAUUUUCUAGAGAGUAGAUGUUUCCUCUGUGUGGUGAAUGGUGAAGAAGGAGGUAAACAAUAUUACAAGAAUACUGUUUGAAUGAAGAAAGUGGUAGCAGUUGUCAGUCGAAGCAUUGGGUGGUGAGACGAAGCACUCUCCAACAAAGAGAGACGUGAAUAAAAAAAAGCAAAACAGUGAUACCUACAAUCAAAGGAUAAUCAUAAAAAAGUGGAUUACAAAUUGUGUGAACUAAACAUUGAACAAAGUGUUGGGCGAAGAGUUUUGAAACGAAAGGAUAAUCAACAAAUGGUAAUUCUGGAAGGAGCCGCAAUGUUGCAAAUCGGAAACAAUCAGUAUCUGCAGCCGGAUUACAUGUCGCCGCUGCCAACUUCGUUGGAUUCCAAGAAAAGCCCGCUGGCUCUCUUGGCACAGACGUGCAGUCAGAUUGGAGCAGAUUCUGGAAAUAUAACCGUCAAAUCAUUGGUAUCGCCAUCGGAAAAGAAUAAAAAAUCCUCAUCGUCAUCAUCGUCGUCAGUUUCAUCAGCUGGAUCCAUGGAGAACGGAUCCCAUUCCAACAACUCGAGAUCGCCGUCGGUGAAGACAGAAAAGUCGGAUGCAUCUCCGGAAAUCAAGCUUGCUUUCAAACCAUACGAAAUGAAUGUGCUAACUACAAAGGUGAAGAACGACGAUCGUCCAUCGUCUAAAAUGAGCAGUGGUAGUGAUAUAAUGAAUAACAACAGUGUAAACCAUGUCAACAAUAACGAUAUUAAGAAAGAUUUACGCUCGUCAUCUCGCGGUAGUGCAGAAUCUCCUCGUGCAGGAAGUGUUAAUGGAAAUAAGAAUGGUGAAAUGAGUGAAAAUGGGAAAAGUACACCAGAGGGUAGCAGUAGGAAGACCAACUCUCCUAACGACCGUGACAAAACCUCUGCUAGUCCAAUCAUUCGACCGGGUGCCGAAGUUAUGCAAGCAGGAAAAGACAUGUCGGGAUACAAACCAAGUGCUUACGGAAUAAACCCAAUUACUGGAUUACCGUCUCCGUCGGGUAUCGAUCACACAAAUCCAGCAUUCAGGCCUCCGUUUGCUGGAGCCUUCAGCCAUCAUCAUGCCGCAAUGCUAGCGGCCGCAUAUCCUGGAGCAGCAGCUGCCGGCGCCAACCCAUAUCUUAGUUACACACGAGUUAAGACUCCUUCCGGUGGUGAAACGCUGGUGCCAAUCUGCAAAGAUCCCUACUGCACCGGAUGUCAGUUCUCCGCUCACAAUCACCAAAUGAUGAUGGGUGGACAGUGUCCAGCUGGAUGUACUCAAUGUGACCAUCAAAAAUACAGUCUAGCUAUGGCCAUGGGUGCUCUGCCGCCGGGAUAUCCCUACCCACCUGCUGCCACACAACCUGGCCGCCCCUAUAUGUGCAACUGGGUUAUUGGCGAUUCGUACUGCGGCAAGCGUUUCAACACCACAGACGAGCUGUUAUCGCAUCUUAGAACACACACCGCCAAUCUAUCGGAUCCGGCGGCUCUGGCCUUGCAACAACAACUGAUGCCCUUGAGUGGAAUAUUUCCACCGACAUCACUACAUCGUGGAUACCCUAAUCCACCUUUGAGCCCGCUUUCAGCUGCCAGAUAUCAUCCCUACGCUAAGCCUGGAGCAUUGCCCGCAGGCCUCCCCGGGUCGCCGUAUGGAGCAGCCUUCAACCCGGCUGCUUUCGGGCAGUACUAUUCUCCGUACGCAGCUGCCUUGUACAGCCAACGGAUGGGAGCUGCUGUUCACCAGUAAGCGGUCCUGUCUUUUUGGAGAACGCCCAGGUGUUAUUUUCUAUGAAUCUGUGAUAUUAAAUUUAUUCUAUAUUGCAAAAGAACAAAUGCUGAAAUAACGCAAAACUGCAAAGCGUAGUGAGACUAAAAUGUCAAAGCAAAGUAUGUAUUGAGUCGUGGUUGUAAAACUGGUUUCAAGAUUUGAGCCAUUCAUGUAUCACUAGUGAAACUGAACCAAAUAGAUUGAACAAAAAGUUUCUUAAAACUAGUUUUCUGCCAUGGUUUUGAAGCUACCUUUGUAACUUAGCAGGAAUGGUACCACUGUAGAAGAAAUGGUUUUGAUAGUGCAGAUAGAACAAAUGCCGACGGCAUUUCGUGCUGCUCGCUUGAGGGGUAGAUCUUAGCCACGAAUUGGAUUCUUGUUUGAGCUCUGAACCAACGCAUGAGUAACUUAUUUGUUUAAAAUACAAAAUAAUUGCCAAACAUCGUAAUUUAAGUUUGAUUUGUUUAUUUUUGCUUGUUAAAGACUUUACAUUUGCCACUCAGAUACAAGAGUUAAAGACUGUAGUGAUUCUUUCAUUGCGAAUAACAAAGGACAAAAUGUACAGACAAUUCAAAAAUUUUAGGAUCGAGAAAUGGUAUAUAAAUUACAGUAGCAAGCCGCAAAAAGCUCUAUUAAUUAUCUUUAAGUGUACGAAAAGAAAUAAAGAAGAUGAAAUAAAUGAUUUUAUAAAGAAAAGCCCAA
This is a messenger RNA of Armigeres subalbatus, 2543 nucleotides long. It is a transcript of the gene noc, whose product is annotated as zinc finger protein Noc. The coding region runs from base 357 to 1820 and encodes 487 amino acids. The record is from RefSeq and is a predicted model, not a curated record. Lineage: Eukaryota; Metazoa; Arthropoda; Insecta; Diptera; Culicidae. Gene Ontology annotation, cellular component: nucleus. The transcript is spliced from 2 exons. Gene Ontology annotation, biological process: negative regulation of DNA-templated transcription.